ACACUGUCACAUUCACACCCACAUUCAAGAAAUUAAGAAAAUAAACAUUUUAAGAUAUAAAAAUGAGUGGUGCUCACAGAGAGGCGAUUCAGAAGCAAAUUCAUCAGGAUUGGGCGAAUAGGGAAUACAUUGAAGUCAUAACAGCCAGCAUUAAACGUAUUACGGACUUUUUAAACUCAUUUGAUAUGUCCUGUCGGUCUCGAUUGGCAGUACUCAACGAAAAACUAACGAUCCUAGAGCGGCGCAUAGACUAUUUGGAAGCCUGUGUAGCUCAAGGGGAAACAUUAACGUAAAUUCAACCCAAGCUAUGUUCUAACAUUUAUAUUAAGCUUUGUACAUUUAUAAGACAAUUAAAAAUAAUGAUAAACCCCUA
Drosophila miranda is the source of this 373-nucleotide messenger RNA. Its product is annotated as probable protein BRICK1-B. NCBI's taxonomy places the organism in Eukaryota, Metazoa, Arthropoda, Insecta, Diptera, Drosophilidae. Gene Ontology annotation, cellular component: SCAR complex. Gene Ontology annotation, molecular function: protein-containing complex binding. The transcript is spliced from 2 exons. Gene Ontology annotation, biological process: cell motility; actin filament organization; regulation of actin polymerization or depolymerization. The record is from RefSeq and is a predicted model, not a curated record. Bases 63 to 293 code for a protein of 76 amino acids.